AAACGGAAUUACAGUAGUUGUCGUAAAUCCCAUGAGCUUAGAGUUGUGAUUGGACAAUAUAAGUGAUCACAUGACCCUGUAGGGUUAAGCCCUUAUGAAUCACCAAUUUUGGGAAAAUUCGCUUAGAUAGCGCAGCCGUUAGCCCAACUACUAAUCUCAACCAUCUUCACGUCGGGAGCUUUCUUUCUCUUCCUCGACAACCACCACCUUUCGAACUUUUUCCCAAGGAAGAUAGACGACCUUUCGCACUCGCCAUGCCUCCUAAGUUCGAUCCCAAUGAGGUGAAGAUCAUCCACCUGAGGGCCACUGGUGGUGAGGUCGGAGCCCAGUCUGCUCUGGCCCCCAAGAUCGGUCCUCUCGGUCUGUCUCCCAAGAAGAUUGGUGAAGAUAUUGCCAAGGCCACCGGUGACUGGAAAGGUCUCCGUGUCACCGUCAAGCUCACCAUCCAGAACCGUCAGGCUCAGGUCUCGGUUGUCCCCUCCGCCUCUUCCCUGGUCAUCAAGGCCCUGAAGGAGCCCCCCCGUGACAGGAAGAAGGAGAAGAACAUCAAGCACACCAAGAGCAUUCCUCUUGAUGAGAUCAUCGACAUUGCCCGCAUCAUGCGCAGCCGUUCCUUCGCCAAGGAGCUGAAGGGUACCGUUCUCGAGAUCCUCGGAACUGCUUUCUCCGUCGGUUGCCAGGUCGAUGGCCGCAGCCCCAAGGAUGUCGGUGACGACAUCAAGGCUGGCGAGAUUGACAUUCCCUCCGAGUAAAUGUUCGAUAAUGAAACUGGCGAUCAUUUUUCUCGUUUGUAACCACAUGCAGAUGUAAUACCCUGCAGGGUCAGAUACGAGAAUAUGAUAGCUUCAAAAGAUUUAUGAGACACGACCUUUUCCUUUUUUGUGUUCAUCUGCUCCAUCGUCGCUCAAACAAACCCGCUGAUGCUUUCGUCCAUGCGUUCCCUUUCAGGCUGGCCCCAGCCCCCUCGUUCCUCUUCAGUUCCCUCGCUUCCCCAUAGCGAUUCGGACGACAGGCGAAUGACUAU
This is a messenger RNA of Paecilomyces variotii, 1024 nucleotides long. RefSeq names its product ribosomal protein L11. Gene Ontology annotation, biological process: translation. Bases 255 to 752 code for a protein of 165 amino acids. The transcript has 5 exons. Gene Ontology annotation, molecular function: structural constituent of ribosome; large ribosomal subunit rRNA binding. The record is from RefSeq and is a predicted model, not a curated record. Lineage: Eukaryota; Fungi; Ascomycota; Eurotiomycetes; Eurotiales; Thermoascaceae. Gene Ontology annotation, cellular component: cytosolic large ribosomal subunit; ribosome.